GUAACCGGGCCCACGGAAUGCCCCCCACUCCAAGCCUGCACUUUGCUCUCUCUCUCUCUCUCCCUCGCUCGCUCUCGCUCUCGCUCUCUCUCCCCAUCUUCUCCCCUCCCUUCCGCUCCUGUUCUCACAGGCUGCCAGGAUGAUAUGCAUGGCCGUGCUUGCAGGCCUGAGGGUCGAAGCUGAUAAAAUGGCGCACGGCACUGAUGUUUGUGUUGCAUAGAUUGCACAGAUAGUUGGGCCUGCCUCUGGUCUGUGUCCCAUUUAUAGUUUCUUUUCACACAUCCAGGCGGAGCCUCACUCUGUGUCGCUCAUAUUUUUAAGAUUGCGAACAUAUUCCACCUCAUAUCUGCUGUCAACACUCACGCGCGCACACACACACUCACUCACUCAUACGCACACUCACUCACACAUACACACACUCACUCACACUCACAUGUAGGUGAUAGAACACCACAAAAAUAGUCUGAAAACUAGCAGACAGUUUUGUUGGAAUCCAGCUUCAACAGAAGUGUUUUUUCCCCUUCAAUUAAAUGUACUCAUGGAAAGAAUUAGGUUUUUAUUCUUUCCAUUAGUAAUCAUAUUCUCAGUGGCCCAAGCAUUUCGUCAUAUGACUGGAGGAGCGUGGAAGCAAUGCAAAUUAUCUGGCAGUGUGCUUUCCACUGUCUUGCUCAGUGAGGUUUCCUCUUUGGGUUUUUGGUUGCUUUCUUGCUGCCUCUAUCUUCUUCUUUCUCAUGCCUUUGAAUAUAGUAUUUCUCUACGUUGCUAUUAAAAAAGAAAUGCAAAACCAAAAACAACGAAAAACUGCAUGCAAGGCUCUAACUGCCAUGUUCAGGCACUGUUGAAGGUAUGAUAGCAUAGAAUAUGUUGGGAUAUGUAGCCAAAGCCUGUACUGUAAUGCAUUGUGGGUGUUUGGACACUAAGACGUACUGCAUGCUUCGAUAGCACUGUCAGGACCGGUGGUGGGCUGUCUCCUGUGGUCACAUGAUCACUGGGAUUGAAAUGUUUGCAGAUAUUUUAUGGUAGCUGCUUGGGGUUCAUUAACAUGUGUGUGCGUGUGUUCUUUUUGGACAUAGCAGCUCCCCAGUAGGAUGAUGCUGUCGUAGACCAUCCCCCACCUCCCUCCCCCCCACACCUUAACCCAAUUAACUGUAUCUGUUCUUCCUUCUCCCUCAAUGGUGACUCCUGUGUCCCUUAAUCCAGUGUCACUGGAUAACCAGCACAUGCUCCACUACAUCCGGGAUAAAACGGCCGUGCCCUACUUCUCCAACCUGGUGUGGUUCAUAGGGAGCCACGUCAUCGAGCUGGACAAGUGCGUGCAGACGGACGAAGAACACAGGAACAGGGGGAAGCUUAGCGACCUGGUCGCCGAGCACCUGGACCACCUGCACUAUCUCAACGACAUCCUGAUCAUCAACUGCGAGUUCCUGAACGACGUGCUGACCGACCACCUGCUCAACCGGCUGUUCCUGCCCCUCUACGUCUACUCGCUGGUCAGCCACGAGCAGGAUGAAGAUCGCAAGAUAAGCGCUCAGGUGUCGCUGUACCUGCUGUCACAGGUCUUCCUCAUAAUCCACCACCAGCCGCUGGUGAACUCCCUGGCGGACGUCAUCCUGAACGGGGACCUGUCGGUGUUCUCUUUGCAAACGGAGCAGGACACGCACAAGAGUUCGGUCAACACCAGCGUUCGGCGGUUUACCAAGCCUGUGGAGAGCCUGGAGCGUUCGCUGGAGAUCCACCGCCAGCGGGGGCGCAAGAGAGCUCAGAAAAGGCCCAACUACAAGAACGUGGGGGAGGAAGAGGAGGAGGAAAAGGCUCCCGAGGAAGGCCAGGAGGAUCCCGAGAAGGCCAAAGGUACAGAGGCUAGCUCAAAGAGCAGCCGAACCUGCGGGGACACGGAAGAGAUCGAGAUGGUGGUGAUGGAGAAGUCGAAGGUGUCGGAGCCCUCCACCCUGACGGAGCAGAACAUCACAGACGAGGAGAAGACCGCCGCGGCCGCUGCCGCUGGUGCCCAGGGCCUGAGGAGCAGGCCUUUCCUGGACAUGGUUUACAACGCCCUGGACUGCACGAACGAUGACUACUACGCCCUCUUCGUCCUCUGCCUCCUGUACGCCAUGUCUCACAGCGAAGGAAUAAACCCUCUGCUCCUGGAGAAGCUGCAGUUGCCAGUGCAAGGGGAUCAGCAGAGGAGCAGCUACAGCCAGGUGCUGGUGGAGAGGCUGAUCCGCGUGAUGAGCCAGGCUGCUCAGCCCGAUGGGAAGGUGCGCUUGGCUACUUUAGAGCUCAGCUGCCUCCUCCUGAAGCAGUCGGUCCUCUCCCCCAGCGGCUGCAUCAUCAAAGAUGUCCACCUGGCCUGCCUGGAGGGUGCCAGAGAAGAGAGCCUGCACCUCCUGCGCCGCUUUUACAAGGCAAAAGAGAUUUUCCUUGACAUGUUUGAAGACGAGUACAGGAGCAUGACGAGUAAGCCUCUAAACGUGGAGUACCUGAUGAUGGAUGCCUCCAUCCUACUGCCCCCUACUGGCACCCCGCUGACCGGCAUCGACUUCGUCAAGAGGCUGCCCUGUGGAGACGUGGAGAGAACACGCAGGGCGAUCCGGGUGUUCUUCAUGCUGCGCUCGCUGUCGCUGCACCUGCAGGAGGAGCCGGAGACCCAGCUGCCCCUCACCCGCCCCGAGGACCUGAUCAAGACCGACGACGUGCUGGACCUGAAUAACAGCGACCUGAUCGCCUGUAUGGUGGUGUCGAAAGAUGGCAGCCAGGCCCAGCGCUUCCUGGCGGUGGACAUCUACCAGAUGAGCUUGGUGGAGCCGGAGACCAAGCGCCUGGGCUGGGGCGUGGUCAAGUUCGCUGGCCUCCUGCAGGACAUGCAGGUGUCCGGUGUGGAGGACGACAGCAGGGCUCUGAGCAUCAUAAUCCACAAGCCCACCUCCAACCCGCACGCCAAGCCCUUCCCCAUCCUGCAGGCCACCUUCAUCUUCGCCGACCACAUCCGCUGCAUCAUCGCCAAGCAGCGGCUGGCCAAGGGCCGCAUCCAGGCGCGCCGCAUGAAGAUGCAGAGGAUCGCAGCGCUCCUGGACCUGCCCGUCCAGCCCUCCUCGGAUGUUCUGGGUUUCGGAGGGGGUGCAGCCUCCUGCUCCCAGCAGCUGCCCUUCCGCUUCUACGACCAGGCCCGCCGCGGGCUCACUGACCCCAGCGUCCAGCGCUCCGUCUUCGCCUCCGUCGACAAAGUGCCAGGGUUCGCGGUGGCGCAGUGUGUGAGCCAGCACAGCCCCUCCCCCCUGUCCUCGCCAUCCCCGCCCUCCAGCGGCAGCGCCAGUGGGAGCGGGAGCACGGGCCGCUGCGACUCGGUCACUCCCAGCACCGCCUCCGCCCAGAGCCCCUCAGACGAUGCAGCAUUCCUGGACCGGACCCCCAACGAGGCGGAACAAGGGGGGGACAGCGCGGACUCCGCCCCCGCUGCUGAGACUGCCCUUCCCGUGACCCCGCCCCUGGCCCUGGCCCCCAGCCUCACCCCCACCCCCCAGCCCACCAUCUCCCUCCUUUCGGACGAUAAUGGCGACACCCUCAGCGUGGAGUCGCUGACCCUGCUGCCCCCCGCCGACCCCACCCGCCUCCGCAGCUUCAGCACACAGUCCUCCCGGGAGGAGGAGCUUCCCCGGGCGGGGCCCGCUGAGGACACGCCCCCCACAGCCACACACACCCCUCCCCCUACAGAAGCAGACAGCCAGGAGCAGCAGUCGGAGGAAUAAAAUGGAGGUCCAUCGUAAGAGGACUCAGCCCCCCCCCCCCAAUGCUGUGAGUUAUGGGUGUGGCCCUGAGUUCCCCCCCAUCACACUCACUUUCCUUAGCUCUCAUGGCUAAAGACUUCUGUUGUGUAAAUACUAAAAACAGGAGUGACUGAAGCUGGGCUCACACACUGUCUGUGCUUAAUUCAGUUUGUCCUUUCUUUCUUUUGUUUCCUUCUUUAUUUUCUGUCUACUCAUUUACCGGACUGAAUUUCUGCUUUUUUUUUUUUUUUUUUUACAUAAACCGGGGGAAAGGGUCACUUGAUGUGUUAAACUUUUAGACAUGAGUCACCACCCAUGUUCCCCUCCCUUUUUUGUUGUUUUUUUAUUUGUUGUGCAUCAGAUGAACCUUUCUGAUCUUCUGUGAAUGAGAGGUGAAAGCACAGCAUUGGUUCGCGCCACUGUCUCUUCUUUCCAGCACGGUGCUUUUUUUCCUACAGCUGUGAGCGUGAGCGUUUCUGUACAAUAAACAUGGCCGAUGGAGGCGGAGCUGUGCUGGGUUUUACCAGUCGCACUCUAUGAAUGUACCGAAGUCUCUUUAUGCAGGUCUUAAAGCGAUUUGUACAACUUUAGCGCAAGUCAAAGGUCACAACAGCCCCAAGGGGUUGCUCUCCUAAGAGGGGAAAACCCAGGGAUGGUGUUCAUUUGGAUUCACAGGUAACAUGGCUUUUUCACUAUGUGUAUUUGUGGUUCAGAUCAUCCGAAGUGACGCUUUCACAGUAUACAUUUCUGGCUAUAAACUGACUUUUUUUUUUUGGGACACUUCCAAUGAAAUCCAGGCCCUGGGUUGGUUUUGAUAACUUUUUUCAGAGAACUAUCCCAGGGGGCCUUUGUGAAUAGUGACCCGUAUCUUGACUGGAGAUUUGUGAGUCGUUCAUCUGAACUAACGAGAAAUGUGUAUGCAGUAAACCCAUGUGUUUUUUUUUUUGUUUUUUUUUUUUUUGGUCAGGAGCGGAUAUCCGCCUUUCCCCCGAUAGCUAAUGAGUCUGCUGCGGGACUCUUUCCACAGAAAUAUGAGUUAUGUGGAACUCUUGAGUCUGGGGAAUGAAGAACAGGAAGCGGAGAUCUUUUUUUUCUCUCUCUCUUUUUAGCUGUCGCUCUCCGCUGUGCAACUCAGAGAGCGACAAGCUUUUUCGCCUCCCUGACGUGACUGAAGAUCAAAGGCAUUUUUCCCCAUACUUCCAUAAACACUCUUCCACUUCCAUGUGGUUUUUCCUUCAAAACCCGCUUAUCCCUAGACUUGCGUGCUCCUCUGUUCUUGCACGGAAACCAUAAUGAGAAAAGUUCUGGGAAAAUAUGUCCCAGGUUCUGGUUUCAGUUUCAUCUGCCUCCGUCAGUGGAAUGUUUUUUUAAUUUGAAUCUGCUCACCGUUGACCAAAAGGCCUUUCGUGUUUGUUUAGAUGAUAAUGCUUUCAGUGUGACUGCAUUUUAUUUUCCCAAGAAAAGCUGCAGCCUACUGAAAGCACACAUUGGCAAACACUUGGACACUGACUUCUCGCAUUCUACUCACGGUGCAAAAACAAAACACAGCUCUCCGUUUGAAGGUAGUCACUGUGUGUCCAGAUUUGCUGAUGUUGAACUUCUCACUCACUCUUUCCCUUUGAGAGCCACAGGGCCUGCUGGUUUGUGUUGUUACUGAGUACUUAUCUGAUGCAUUAAUGCAGCUGAUUACACCACUCACUCGCCUCACCUGGAUUACUGGGUCUGACUUUCACUGAAUUUAAGAUGAAAACAAAAGUCAGGAACCCUGCAGCGCUCAAAGGUUAAAUAAUAUUUAUGGGAGUAUGAGGAUUCAUGAAACCACUCAUGGGCAGGGCUGCAUUAUAUGGCUAAUUUAUGCCAAUCAUGAGUUUUGCUGUGGAGAACAACGCGCUUUUAAUUGGUUCAAAGGAUUCAAAAGAGUUUUUGCUCCACCCUUUACAACAACCCCUGUUCUAGCCGUACCUGCCAGCUGCCAGACUGAUGGUGAAGGGUUGCUCCUUAGGGUCAGUUUCUGCUGAAGGAUGUGCAUCUAACAAGACCCCGAGUGUUUUUGAGGAGAAGGGAAUGCUCAGCCCAUGAACAGCGCUCAGUCGCACAGUUCUGCAUACACUGGCGUUUAACGAGCAAAAACGAUAGCAAUACUCAACACUCAGCCACCUCUACUCUGGGUGUGGCAGUAUUUUCCACUCUGUAAAUAAUGUCCUUCUUUAAAAAAAUGUGGUGAUAAUAAUACUAAUAAUGAAAUGGUAGUUUGUGGUUCUGUGUGUUUUUAUGUUCUGUAAAUUGCAUCUGGUUUUAAUCAGUUAUUCAUAAAUGAUAAAUGAACAUUGUUACAAAACUGCAAUAAAUUAUUGUACUCUCA
This is a messenger RNA of Anguilla rostrata (American eel), 6126 nucleotides long. It is a transcript of the gene clec16a, whose product is annotated as C-type lectin domain containing 16A. The coding region runs from base 1173 to 3746 and encodes 857 amino acids. Gene Ontology annotation, cellular component: endolysosome membrane; late endosome. NCBI's taxonomy places the organism in Eukaryota, Metazoa, Chordata, Actinopteri, Anguilliformes, Anguillidae. The record is from RefSeq and is a predicted model, not a curated record. The transcript has 19 exons. Gene Ontology annotation, biological process: endosomal transport; regulation of autophagosome maturation; endosome to lysosome transport.